This is a messenger RNA of Fukomys damarensis (Damara mole-rat), 2135 nucleotides long. It is a transcript of the gene Pcolce2, whose product is annotated as procollagen C-endopeptidase enhancer 2. The record is from RefSeq and is a predicted model, not a curated record. NCBI's taxonomy places the organism in Eukaryota, Metazoa, Chordata, Mammalia, Rodentia, Bathyergidae. The coding region runs from base 1 to 1686 and encodes 561 amino acids. The transcript is spliced from 11 exons. Gene Ontology annotation, molecular function: protein binding.
AUGGGGGAGGCAGCAGUUGCAUUGGCCCAUGGCUCUCAGGCCCCCUGUCAAGUCAGUGUGCCCCCAGGGGUCCCACUGUUUCUUGGAUCUGGUGACAGGCAGAACACAGGACAGGGAAGGAGGCCAGCAGCACAAGGUAGUGUGACCCUGAGCUCUGCCACAGGUGAGACCCCUAGCAGCUGGCAAUGGACCCAGCUGGCUGUUCAGGGAGAACAUGGUGACAGCAUGGCUUCUGCAGUGACAGAGGCCCGGGAGCUGCUCUCAGCUGCUCUAAAGAAGCUCGCCGCGCACCGCCCUACAGCCGGCCGGCCACCACGUGGCGGGGCCGAGACUGACUUGCCUGCUCUCCGAGGGUUUGUGAGGGCCGAGGGCAAGUCUCGAUCGCCACUACGUGAACUGCGAUUUACCGCUGUUUCUUCCCCAGAGUUAUUGCCCAGAGACGCAAACCUAGGGGAAAGUGGAGACGCGCGGCGCCCAGAGAGCUGCUGCGCGGAGUUACCGCUUAGCAGUUCUUUGAGGAACCUACCUGUUUUCAGAUGUGGCGGCAUUCUUACUGGAGAAUCUGGAUUUAUCGGCAGUGAAGGUUUUCCUGGAGUGUACCCUCCAAAUAGUAAAUGCACUUGGAAAAUCACAGUUCCUGAGGGAAAAGUAGUUGUCCUUAAUUUCCGAUUCAUAGACCUUGAGAGUGACAAUUUGUGUCGCUAUGACUUUGUGGAUGUGUACAAUGGCCACAGCAACGGCCAGCGCAUCGGGCGAUUCUGCGGCACAUUCCGACCUGGAGCCCUGGUGUCCAGUGGGAACAAGAUGAUGGUGAAGAUGAUUUCUGACGCCAAUACAGCAGGGAAUGGCUUCAUGGCCAUGUUCUCUGCCUCUGAACCAAACGAAAGAGGGGACCAAUAUUGUGGAGGACGCCUUGAAAGACCUUCAGGCUCUUUUAAAACCCCCAACUGGCCAGACCGGGAUUAUCCUGUAGGAGUCACUUGUAUAUGGCACAUCAUAGCCCCAAAAAACCAGCUUAUAGAAUUAAAAUUUGAGAAGUUUGAUGUUGAGCGAGAUAACUACUGUCGAUAUGAUUUCGUGGCUGUGUUUAAUGGUGGAGAAGUCAAUGAUGCUCAGAGAAUUGGGAAAUAUUGUGGUGAUAGUCCACCUGCGCCAAUUGUAUCUGAGAGAAAUGAACUUCUUAUUCAGUUUUUAUCAGACUUAAGUUUAACAGCAGAUGGAUUUAUUGGUCACUACAAAUUCAGGCCAAAAAAAUUGCCUACUACAGCAGCACCUGUUACUACCACAAACCCAGUAACUACAAGUUUAAAACCGACUGUGGCCCUCUGUCAGCAAAAGUGUAGACGGGCAGGGACUCUGGAGAGCAAUUAUUGUUCAAGCAACUUUGUAUUAGUUGGCGCUGUUAUCACAACCACUCCGCGGGGUGAGAGUUUGCAGGCCACUAUCUCAAUCAUCAACAUCUAUAAAGAGGGAAACCUGGCAAUUCAGCAGGCUGGCAAGAACAUGAGUGCCAAGGUUACGGUGGUCUGCAAGCAGUGCCCCCUCCUCAGAAGAGGUCUAAAUUACAUCGUUAUGGGCCAAGUGGGUGAAGAUGGGCAAGGCAAGGUCAUGCCAAAUAGCUUUGUCAUGAUAUUCAAGACCAAGAAUCAGAAGCUUUUGAAUGCUUUAAAAAACAAGCAAUGUUAACAGUGAACUGUGUCCUUUUAAGCUGCAUUCUGUUGUUGCCUUUGAAAGAUCUGUCUUCCCUAAGUAGCAGAAAACCCAUAUGAUUUAACAUUGAGCGUUCUGAAAGGCUGGACUUCUUCACUCUUCACAUGAUGUAGGUAUGAGACCUCCGAAGACACUGGUGCAAUUCUGAGCCUGCACCUAGAAGAGCAGAGCUGAAAACCGGCUGACUUAGUGCAGUGAUAGGAAACUCACGGAAUCAAGUGUUGACAGCUUGGAAGCAGUUUAUUUGUACAUCUCUGCAAAAGGAUAGUAUGAAUUGUGUGAAGGUAUAAAAAGAUUUUAUAAGUGCAAUAUUUAUAAUGAUAGGUGUUUUACCUUCAAGUCUUUGCUUUGAGGUGUUACGUUCUCUUGCAUUGUUUUUUCAUUAAAUUUAUGGGUACAUUUUAGGUAUACAGUACAGUUGCAUU